UCCAACCUGCAGAGGUUGCUGAAAACCACUCUCAAGCAGGAAAAUGUUACAAGGUGGAAUUCGUUGUUGAGAAUGUUCAAAAGUGUCAAGAUUAGUUAUGACGACGUCUCAGGAUUGUUGAUGAGUCGGGGCGGAAAUAAAGCGAUAUUGAUUGCACAAAUCAAUCUCGACCUACUAGAGGAGUUGAUACGUUUUCUUGAGCGUUUAGAGGAAGCAACUCUGAAAUUGGAAAGUUAUCUGCAGCCUUCUCUUCACAUCGUAGCUUUCGAGCGAAAUGAAUUGCUCCAACAUUGCGAAAUCCGAACGAAGUCUUCAAAGGAUGUGGACGAGUCAGAAAAAGAAGUUGUCAUUCCACGGGAUUCAGAUAACAUCGCAACAAUCAAGAGGUUGGUGAAGGAUGUGCUGACAGAGAAAUGGCAUGUGGAAGAUCUGCAUGUACUUGCUGCCUUGCUUGAUCCCCGUCAGAAGGACAGGUUGGCGAUAUUCGAGGUCUCCUUUGUGCAAGUUAGAAGAUGCAAGACCCUAUUAAAGACAAUCAUGCAAGAUGUCGCUGAGAACGUUGAUGCUGAUGUGGAAUCGUUGGAAGUGGAGGUUGUGAAAGAACGCCCUUCGAAAAGAAGAAGGACAAGACCGGGGUUGUGCAACUCUGAUGAGGAGGACGAAGGAAUGUCGGGAAGGACUGCAACAGUGACGCUGACCUUAGCCGAAAAGAUUCAAAGAGAGUUCGAUCAUUAUUUCACGUUGAAGUUGACCAAGGAUGAGAAACGAACUUUUGAACUCCUCCUCUGGUGGAAAAUGAAAGGAAUGAUUGUCACAACAUAGGAUAAGCGGGUACUGCUCCCUCCUUUGCCUAUCAUGGCACGGGUUGCUCGCUCAGUUUUAUGU
Molecule: messenger RNA, 885 nt
Organism: Chara braunii
Lineage: Eukaryota; Viridiplantae; Streptophyta; Charophyceae; Charales; Characeae
Source: the annotation of a GenBank genome assembly